AUGAUGUGUGGGAUAUGUUUGCGAAAAAGAGUAUCAGGAGUCACUUUAGAGCCUGUUUUCAUCUAAUGAUCAAAAGCAUCUUCUUUCUCCAUAAAGACGGUUUUCUCAGCUGUUCAAGGUGCCAGACGGUUCGAUGGCAAUCUGAAGGAGAAGGAGGAGGAGUUGUGCUCAAUUACACUUUGGAAUGAGAGCAGAUUGCCACUGUACACAACAAAACGGGUUAGUUUGAUUUCCUUGUGUUGAUAGCACAAUGCAGCUCUGAGUGAGAACGGCGUGUAACUAAUUACAGCGUAUGUCUGACCGCCGUACUUCCUAAAACAUGAUUCGCUGCCUGCAUGUCAUUUGGCUCUACAGAAAUGUAAAUCAUAAUUAGCAUAAAAAAUGAGCGGCCCACAGAACUUUUCAGAAACACGUUAUCGGUAGCUCCGUCAUCAUCAGUGUUUUUUCUCCUCACAUCCGUUUGAACUGAAAUCACGACCAUUUUUAGAGCUAUGACGUGAGCGUCGUGGCGCAGUCCUCCUCACCCGCACGUCUGGUUUGUUGGGUGGUUAACUACUCAAUGCUUUUGUUAGUUCCUAAGCCACCCACUCCCCCACCCUCUCCCCUCCAUCCUCCAACCGCUGCGUCAGUAGGGGACUGGAACGAGAGGUAUAUAAGGACCCUGCCACCUGAAGCUCUCAAAACCCAAGAUCUCUCUAGCUUUACUCUGCACCAGGAACUACAAGGAAUUCGAAGUUCCUGCUUCACUUCUCUUACCGACCUUUCUGCACACUUUAACUUCAACUAUUUUGUCAGUAUGCAGCUUUUGUCCAGCUUAGUGUCUCUUUUGCUGGUGCUGUAUAGUGUCAGAGCAGCAGCUGUGCUUCCAUUGGAGGAGAGGAACCUGGCACAAAGUAGGGAACUGAGCAAAGAGCGCAAGGAGCUGAUCCUGAAGCUGAUCUCUGGGCUGCUGGAUGGAGCAGACAACAGCGUUCUGGCUGGGGAGAUAGCGCCUGUCCCCUUGGAUGUGGAGGAGCCCCUGGAGUCCCGUCUGGAAGAACGGGCCGUCUACAAUCGGUUAUCACAGCUGCCGCAGCGUGACCGCAAAGCCCCCUGCAAAAACUUCUUCUGGAAGACCUUCACAUCGUGUUAACGGCGCCAGUCCUGCAACGAUGCCGCGAUCCCACCUGAUACCUGACAUGAACUGUGUAGACCUCCACUGUACAUACACAUCUCUGUGGACUUACUCUGACACAGUCUGUUUGUUAAAGACAUUGAUGAUUAUAUUUAUUUAUUUAUUGCUCGAUUAAGCUCUUUAUGGACCUUUGUUUUUGUUUUUCAGCAUUAAAAGAAAAAAAAAGAAUAAAGGAUGGUUCAGAGAGUUGCUUUUUUGAUAAAAGAUGUCUCAUUUACUGUGGUCAAACAUCAAAUUAAUGUUAAACUGACUGAUGAAUAAAUAUAUAAUUGAUCACAGAGCUAGAUGCAUUACGGAUGAUGUAAUAGUGCUACAUAUAAACGUUUUCCCUGAAGAACAAAUCAUAAAUCGUAUAGGCUGUUUGUUACCAGCUCAUCUGAAUUGCUUUUUCACAAGCUGUUGUUGUUUGACUCUUAAUACACCAGAUGAAUUGAUUGACA
Carassius carassius (crucian carp) is the source of this 1614-nucleotide messenger RNA. RefSeq names its product somatostatin-1B-like. Lineage: Eukaryota; Metazoa; Chordata; Actinopteri; Cypriniformes; Cyprinidae. The transcript is spliced from 3 exons. Bases 560 to 1132 code for a protein of 190 amino acids. Gene Ontology annotation, molecular function: hormone activity. Gene Ontology annotation, cellular component: extracellular region. Gene Ontology annotation, biological process: regulation of cell migration. The record is from RefSeq and is a predicted model, not a curated record.